GGGAGGGGAUAGUGCAAUCAGGGUUGCCCGCGGAGUUCAGCAAAGGAAAUCUUCAGUUAGCUCGGGAACGAGGAGCGGGGAGAGGAAGCUUCCAGUCCCAGCGUCCACCCCAGCCUCCACCCUGGGCGGGCUAAAGUGUCACGUUUGCAGUUGCUCAGGAAGGAUCCCACUGGUCUCCGGAGGCAGGCUGGGCUGCCUGUCUGGGGAGGCAAUGCCUUGGGGGCAUGCUGCUUGCUAGGCAGAACCCCUCCAGGAUCGGACUGCAUUAGUUAGGUCUCUGUGUCACCUGAAGCAAUUGCCGGCUGCCUGCUUCCGGUGGAGACCAGCCAGUUCUACCCAGGAAUCUCAAAAGAACAGCCCUCGCCAUCAGAACCAUGGGGCAUCCCCCGCUGGAGUUCAGCGACUGUUACCUGGACAGCCCCGAUUUCCGUGAGAGGCUCAAGUGUUAUGAGCAGGAGCUGGAGAGAACCAAUAAAUUCAUUAAGGACGUGAUCAAAGAUGGCAACGCGCUUAUCAGCGCAAUGAGAAAUUAUUCUUCAGCUGUUCAGAAAUUUUCUCAGACACUUCAGUCCUUUCAGUUUGAUUUUAUUGGAGACACUCUGACUGAUGAUGAGAUUAACAUUGCUGAAUCCUUCAAGGAAUUUGCCGAAUUGCUCAACGAAGUAGAAAAUGAGAGGAUGAUGAUGGUACACAAUGCUAGUGAUUUGCUGAUUAAACCCCUGGAAAAUUUUCGGAAGGAGCAAAUAGGCUUCACCAAGGAACGGAAAAAAAAAUUUGAAAAGGAUGGUGAGCGGUUUUAUUCCUUGCUGGAUCGGCACUUACAUCUAUCAUCCAAAAAGAAAGAAUCUCAGUUACAAGAGGCAGACCUCCAGGUGGACAAGGAGAGGCAGAAUUUCUUUGAGUCCUCCCUUGAUUAUGUAUAUCAAAUCCAGGAAGUUCAGGAGUCCAAGAAGUUCAACAUUGUGGAGCCAGUUUUGGCCUUUCUUCAUAGUCUCUUCAUUUCCAACAACUUGACUGUGGCGCUCACGCAGGAUUUCCUCCCAUACAAACAGCAGCUCCAGCUCAGUUUGCAGAAUACAAGAAAUCAUUUCUCCAGUACCCGAGAAGAGAUGGAAGAACUUAAGAAAAGGAUGAAGGAAGCUCCCCAGACAUGCAAACUUCCAGGACAGCCUACCAUUGAAGGCUAUCUCUAUACACAAGAGAAAUGGGCUUUGGGAAUAUCCUGGGUGAAAUAUUACUGCCAGUAUGAGAAGGAGACCAAAAUGCUCACCAUGACACCUAUGGAGCAGAAGCCAGGUGCUAAACAGGGGCCUUUGGACUUAACCCUGAAGUACUGCGUGAGGAGGAAGACAGAGUCUAUCGACAAAAGGUUCUGUUUUGAUAUAGAAACUAAUGAAAGGCCAGGAACCAUCACUUUGCAGGCCCUUUCAGAAGCUAACAGAAGGCUAUGGAUGGAAGCCAUGGAUGGAAAAGAACCUAUCUACCACAGCCCCAUAACAAAACAGGAAGAAAUGGAACUGAAUGAAGUGGGGUUCAAGUUUGUUAGGAAGUGCAUCAAUGUCAUUGAGACCAAAGGGAUCAAGACAGAGGGAUUGUAUCGUACUGUGGGCAGCAACAUUCAGGUUCAGAAGCUGCUGAAUGCCUUUUUUGAUCCUAAAUGCCCAGGAGACGUUGAUUUUCAUAGUAGUGACUGGGACAUUAAGACAAUCACCAGCUCUUUGAAAUUCUACCUCAGGAAUCUUUCUGAACCUGUCAUGACCUAUAGACUUCACAAAGAGCUGGUCUCUGCUGCCAAGUCUGACAACCUGGAUUACCGGCUGGGAGCUAUUCAUUCCCUGGUAUAUAAGCUACCUGAAAAGAAUCGAGAGAUGCUGGAACUUCUUAUAAGACACUUGGUCAAUGUAUGUGAGCACAGCAAAGAGAAUCUUAUGACCCCCUCCAACAUGGGUGUUAUCUUUGGGCCCACUCUGAUGAGAGCUCAGGAGGACACUGUUGCUGCCAUGAUGAACAUCAAAUUCCAGAACAUUGUGGUGGAAAUUCUAAUCGAGCACUUCAUCAAGAUCUAUUCAGGUCCACCUGAAGAAAGUUGUACACCCCCAGUGCCUCCACCUCGAGUGACAGCAAGAAGGCACAAACCAAUCACAAUUUCAAAACGCUUGCUGCGAGAAAGAGCAAUUUUUUAUACUUCUUCCCUGGAUGAACGUGAAGAUGAAAUCCAACAUCAAACACCCAAUGGUAUUAUCACCAGCAGUAUAGAACCCCCGAGGCUACCACAAUACCCCAAAUUGCCUAUUCAGAGGAGUGGGGAAUCUGACACUGGGAGGAAGUCUCCAAGCAACUGGUCUGUUUCAGACGGCAAGUUGGAGUCCUGUCCUGAAGUGGAUGUAGGGAAGCUGGUGUCUAGGCUGCAGGAUGGUGGGACCAAGUCCAUACCAAAGGCCACCAAUGGACCUGUACCAGGCACUGGGCCCACAAAAGUCCCCUCUUUCCACAUAAAGAGACCAGCUCCUCGGCCCCUGGCUCACCAUAAGGAGGGAGACUCUGACAGUUUCAGCAAAGUGCGGCCUCCAGGAGAAAAGCCUACCAUCGUUCGUCCCCCAGUGAGGCCUCCAGAUCCUCCGUGCCGGACAACUACUCCCCAAAAGCCAGAACAAAAGCCAGAUAUUGUGGUUAUCAAUGCAGGGGAAAUCCCAUCAUCUGUGGUGGCUUCCAGGACCAGGUUCUUUGAAACAGCUUCCCGAAAAACAGGAAGGUUUUACAAUCCUUGGCCUCAGAGGACCCUUCACAGGUUCUGGAAGGGUCUUCUUCAAACUCUUCUAUGCUGAAUUAUUUUGUGCUGAAGAGAGCACCUCCUUCCUGGCCCUGCAACUUCAGGCUCUAGGAUGCUAUAAAAUAAGGGGCACAUAUCUUAGACACAGAUUUAUUUCUCUUAUGUAUUCUCUCUUUGCUCCCUCGGAAGGUCUAUGUUGAGCUCCUAUAUGAUUGUGAAUGGCUGAAGUCCCUCAAGCCAGACUGCAGAAACCAAACUAUCUACUAACCUGAGUCGAAGAAAGGAGCUUAGUUUUCAACUCUUCUCUGAAUUUCCUGUCUCCUCAAAAGACCAUCAAACUCUGAAAUAUUGGGACUAAAGACUGAUCUCAGAGGUCUUACCCUGAAUUAAAAGCUACUUGAGUUGGGGCCAUUGCUUGCCUUGGAACUAGAAGUGUAGGAAUGUUUGUCAAACAUUGGUGAAUCUUAACAUGUCUCUUACUGAAGAUAAUGACCCUGGCACCAGGUUGGAGCUCUGGCACUGUAGUAUAUUGCCAAGAACCUGUCUGCUCCUUUUGGGUCAGACAGUAUGUGUGAUACCAACCACAACUUCUUCAUGUGAACUCAGGAUGGCGGCCUUUCUGUUUUUGCAUACAACCACUUAGGACAAAUCUGCAAAGAAUAUCUUGCAUGUUGAAGCCUAGGUCUGUUUGGAUUAUUUUUCUUCCCAUUUAUUUCCCAACAGCUUAAUUUCUAAGAAAUCAAGAAAGAAACAAAAGCUGAAAACAGUUCUUUUAAAAAGACAGACUAUAUUUGUCCUGCAGAAGUUCCAUUUUUGGAUCAAAUACUGGGAAAAAUAGUUAAGAUGGAUUGAGGCCAGGCAGCUGGCAUGUUGCUUCAUAUUUGCCUUCUGCAGAUAAGCUCUUUCAUCUCCUCCAAGAAGCAACCCCUGGCCCAGUGUCGGUGGAUUCAGAAACUCCAUGAAGUUUCUAAAAUGGUAUGCAGAAUUCCAUGACAAUGUGCCUUUUCUGGGGAGAUGGCCCAUAAAAUUCUACUGAAUUUCAGAUGGGCCUGUGACCCAAUAAAGGUUAAGAACUACAGCACUUGAGAUAAAAGACUCUUUACAAUCCAUAAAGUAUUUGAUUGGAAGGGCCUUCCAAAAUUAUUUAGUCCAAGUGUCUAGUUUACUAUUGAAGAAACUAGAAAAUUAUCAGCCAUGCCUAAACAAGUCCUUAGGUCCCUGGGCUCCUGUACAAGUUUCUUCCCAUUAUACAAUACUUGUCUAAUGAGGAGCUUAUGAUUAGUGGCUUUAGUGGUCAUCAUUUUGAGUGUUUUUGGCUUUUACCCUCUAUCUUGAGCCUCCCAUAUUCAUUAUCAAGUGGAAAACUUUCAUACAUAAGCUCCUGGUGUUCCAUUUGCCAUUUCAAUCACUGGAAAGCAUCUAAAACACAACUGGUGCAGUGACUCAGAAAUCUGAGUAGAUAUUUCUGAUUCUUGUUUAUUGAUGGGAAGCUGCUGGGGAAAGUGUCACUGCGUGUGUUCCCAUGUUCUCUGGGCCAUAAUCUGUCGUUAGAGUCUAUGAAAUUAUAAUAUGGCCAAGUAUGAGAAAAAGAGCUUUUCUACUUGGACCCUUCUAGCAAGACCCUGACUAUGAAACUGAGAGAGAAGCACAGAGAUGGGUUGAGGGAGGAGAAGGAGAGAAGAAAGGAGAGGGAGACGGAGGAAGGGGAAGAGAGAGAAUAUACACAUGCCCAAACCAACUCUGAGAUGCCUUUGAAGCAGUGUUACUAAAAAAUUAUAGCCACUUUUAAGACUGAACUCAAUAUCACCCAUUGGUGAAUUAGUAACAUGUAGGCCUUUGUGGAAGGAAUUGAGUGGAAACUUGAUGCUGUUCCCAACAAAGACAUGCCCAGGUGGCCAUGUAAAACUCUCUCAGCUCUACCUGGUGUCAGAGUCCAAGUUAAUAAGAACCAGGAGCAAGAGAGCCAAGUGAUCACCAUUCUACCUGAGGCUCAUCUCCAAAGGAAGUUGCUGUGAGACCGCUGGCCUCACACAGGAAGUGCUUUUUGAGCCCUGUUGUCAGAGUUGUGGCCCCUCUGCUUACUCUAUCCCACUAGAUAACUAAUUAAAGCAAGUAAGUGUAGAUUUUGGCCACAGAAGCAGUGGCCAAUGGGGUUUCAGUACACUUGAAGAUGGUGGAGACAUCAUUUUGCUCUUGUUUCCUUGUGGAGGGGGAGAUACCAUAAUCGCCGCUACAAAUAUUAAAAGAUUAUUGAGAACCAGAGAAAGCCACUGCAGUCCCAGUUGAAUAGAUGUCCCAGAAAUGUAACCAUGAGAUUACUGUGUGUUUCCUGGGAUAUAGAUAAGAGCCUGGCCUAGAAAGUUGGGACCACAGGCUGGCUGGAGACCAGGAAGCAGUGGCUGGAUAGCUCUGCCCCUGCCCUGGGAUAUACCCAAAGAAUGCCCAGAAAUGAACCUCAGUACGUCCCGCUUUUGCACUCUAAUUUAAAGAGAAAAUCUGUGGUGAGGCACACUGUCACGGAAAUGAGACUGGCCUGGCCCAAGCUUGGAUGAAUAGUCAUUCAGAAGAGGCUAUGGGAAUGGGAUGAUAAUUGAAGAGUGACAAGUAUAGGAAAUUAUCUGCAUACGUUGGCCAGCAGGUUAGAGAAACUGGCAAUGGAUGAACCAUAAACCUUGAACUGACAAUAUUUAUUAAGCCCCUAUUAAAUUCUAUGUGCUUCAUAUACAUAAUCUCCUUUGUCUUUACAACAAUGAUGCAGGUAGAUGCUAUUCCCUCAGUUUACAGAUAAAAGAAUUAUGGCACAGGAGGCUACAGUAACUGGCUCAAGGGCUCACAGAAAAUAAAUAACAGGACUGUGACUCAAAUCCAGGUCUUUCUGACUGUACUCCAUGCUGUUUUCUCUUUGCCACACAGAGGCUACAUUAUUAGAACUGUAUGACUCUGACUUUUUCUGCCUAAUAAAAUAUUAAAAAGCAAGCAUUUGAAGGGGAGUAGGGCAGGUCUAGUUUACAGGGGAAUGAAAACUGGGCUGGAGGAGAUUUCCAAGUUGGGCUUUCUCCUCACCUUCUGUAUACUCAUAUGGUAAUGUUUUUAAAAGGAUCAUUCAAAUUUACCUUGUGAAAUGAAGGAUUUAUCUUUUUAGUUGGUAGUUACUAAGUCUUUGGAUUAGCUGUUUAUUAAAGAAAAAUGGUACCUGUAUGUGUCUAUGUACUUUACUAAGGUGUGUGUUUUCAGUCCAAGAGUCUGAAGACAUCUACACAUACAGUUUGAGAAGGAAAAAAGGUAUUGAUGCCUCUCUGGUACUUAAUGUCUUGGGGUCAAAUCUUUACAAGGUUUUCUGUGGUGACAAAAAAAAAAAAAAAAAAAAAGUUUAAGAGAUGAUUUAGAAUAAAAGAUAUUAUUGAAGUUUUUGCUUAAAAAAGGCAGAGAGGUUUUCCAGCCACUCAGCAUCCGACUUCAGUAAUAAAACAGCAUCAUAUGGAAAUACUCUAGUAUUUCUAAAAUAAUUGGUUUUCAAGGGGAAAUAUCUCUCCCUUUUCUAGAAGUUCCUUGAUUAUGUAAUAAGUAGAAUAAAGUAGUAGAAGGAGAUGUAUCUCUGUGACCAAAAAAAAAAAAAUUGCUCUCAAAAGAAUGGAGAUCAAUGAUACUAGUUUUAACAUAGCCACACUACACUACACACUACAAGCCCCAAAAGCUUCCGGAGCAUUUAAAAAUUGCAGAAAGGAGCAAGAUAGCUUGAAGAGAUGUUUUGGAUGAAGAAAGGUCUUCAUUUUCAUAGGCAAGAGAAGCACUUGAUACCAAGGACAUUAAUAGAUGCUAGAAAGACUUCUUAAGGGAAACAUCAGACAAAAGAAAGAGAUCCUGGGGCCCAUUCAUGUGACUUUCAAUAAAAUAUGCAGACUCUCCGGUACUGAUGGCAUCCAUCUGCAGUUUUUUAAAAUUUUAUUUAAAUUCAAGUUAACAUACAAUGUAUUAUAAGUUUCAGAGGUAGAAUUUAGUGAUUUAUCAGUUGUAUAUACCCAGCUGUAAUUUUUUCAUGGAAAAAAAGCUUUGAGCUUAUUAGACAUGAUGAUGCGGCCACCAUGCCCUGCUCAUGUCAUCUUUUGCAAUCCUAAGGAAACCCAGGCACAGAAUCUUUUUAUAACUGGGAUUCUCAGUCUACAGUCUACUUUGCACCAAGUCCUUGUCAUUCCCUCAGGCCUCACAAUAUUGCUGCAUGAUGGUUAAUAACCCCGUUUUACAGAUAAGGAAUGUUGUGGGGGAGAUGAGGGAGAUGAGAAAUGACUUUGCUAAUGACUGGUAAAAAUUCAGGAUUGGAAGCUCCAGAAGCUUUACUGUUUCUAAUACAUCACACUACCCCCCCCCCCUUAGUAGUAAAGGAAUCCUGAUGGUAAAUAGAGAAGAUGCUUAGAAAUGAGGCUGGUGGAAACAACAUCUACAAGUCUUGCUACUCCAAAUGUGGUCCAUCAUCCCCUUCAGCAUCAUCAUUACCUGGGAGCUUGUUAGAAGCACAUUCUUGAGCACCACCAGAGAUAUUUGUAAUCAGAACCUUUAUUUUAAUAAGAUAUCUAUAUUUCUAUGUACACUAAAUUUUAAGAAAUGCUGAUAUAAGGCACUUGAAACAAAAAAGCAAGUUGAGGAAGGAGACUUUGGGUGAGGCAAAGACCAAAAAUGGUGGAUAAGGCCAAUCUGGUUAUGUUAGGAGUAUUUACAAAGAUUGUGUCCAUAUCUGACUGCUUCUUAGAGUGCUUUGUACAUGGCCCUGUACUUCAAUGAGAUGCAAAUGAAGUUUCUCCACUUCAAAGAACAAUGAAACCAGCCUAGGAAAAAGACUGAAAAUCACCUGAUUUUCAAAUCUCUGGCCACUGGAGCCAGUGGAAAGACCACAUGCAGCAGUGGAAGAAACUCCUUUCAGAAGCCUUGGGGUGUUCCAGAUUUGCUUCUGUCACUAACUCUCUUUAUGCUCAGCAAGUAUCUCCCUCUUUGUAGGUCUCAAAUUGUAAAUCAUUAGUUUUGGAUGUAGAGUUCAGUGGUUCAUCAGUUGCAUGUAACACCCAGUGUUCAUCACAUCAUGUGCCCUCCUUAAUGCCCAUUGCCCACUUACCCCAUCUUCCCACCACCUCCCCUCUAGCAAUCCUCAGUUUGUUUCCAAUAUCUGUCUCUCAUGGUUUGUCUCCCUCUCUGAUUUCAUCUUAUUUUAUUUUCCCUCCCCUCCCCUGUGAUCCUCUGCACUAUUCCUUAUAUUCCACAUGUGAGUGUCUUUAAACAGGAUAGUCUCAAAGUUCCUUUUAAGUUUUGACAUUCUGUUAUUCUCCACUGUGGGUUUUGCUACAGACUACAUUUAAUUAAAACAUGGACAAAUCUA
This is a messenger RNA of Mustela lutreola (European mink), 8135 nucleotides long. RefSeq names its product oligophrenin 1 (gene OPHN1). Bases 375 to 2825 code for a protein of 816 amino acids. The transcript has 24 exons. Gene Ontology annotation, molecular function: GTPase activator activity; protein binding. Gene Ontology annotation, cellular component: cytoplasm. Gene Ontology annotation, biological process: signal transduction. Lineage: Eukaryota; Metazoa; Chordata; Mammalia; Carnivora; Mustelidae. The record is from RefSeq and is a predicted model, not a curated record.